Messenger RNA from Closterium sp. NIES-65, 1489 nucleotides. The record is from the annotation of a GenBank genome assembly. NCBI's taxonomy places the organism in Eukaryota, Viridiplantae, Streptophyta, Zygnematophyceae, Desmidiales, Closteriaceae.
GAGCUAUGUGUCGCUGCAGCAGCGCGCACAGAUGAUAAUGGAGGAGGCCGAGGGCAAGGUGGGCGAGGUGGGCGAGGGGGCCAACUCGCACUCCACUUAUCAGUUCAUCAAACCAACACACUUUCCUCUUUCCCACCUCCCCUUCCAUCCCGUCCCCUUCUCUCCCAUCACUCCCUCCUCCAUCCCUUGCCACACCCCUAUCGCCCACCUCAAGUUCCGUCUGGGUAUAAUGGAGGAGCCAUCAGUGCCGCUGCAGCAGCGAGCACAGAUGACAAUGGAGGAGGCCAAAGGCAAGGUGGGCGAGGGGGCCAACACGUCCCACACAGCACUCCCUUUUCUGCUCUUUACCUCCUCCCUCGCCCCAUCUCCCUCCCUCCAUCCCCCCCUCUCCGUCUCUCCUCUCUCCCCCAUCCCACCUCCAGACCUCAAGUUCCGUCUGGGUAUAAUGGAGGAGCCAUCAGUGCCGCUGCAGCAGCGAGCACAGAUGACAAUGGAGGAGGCCAAAGGCAAGGUGGGCGAGGGGGCGUCCUUCUUCUGGCGGGGCGUCAGGCUGUUGGCUGGCGAUGUGGCGUAUUCGGCGCGACUCUUCUGGGUCGCUGCUACCGGCACCACGCUCAAAGCCAGAGAGGAGGCCAAGGGCAAGGUGGGCGAGGGCGCGCCCUUCUUCUGGCGGGGCGUCAGGCUGCUGGUUGGCGAUGUGGCCUACUCUACUCGGCUCUUCUGGGUCGCUGCUACCGGCACCACGCUCAAAGCCAGAGAGGUGAGGCCAGGGGCAAUUUCAGAGGGGUUGAGAGGUGCAAACCCUGCGCCGACGGCCACUGACCUCCUCGUCGUGAUCCCCUUCGCCAUCAUCCUCAUCGCGCCCAUCACCCCUCCCAUGCCAUCGCCCCUGUCCCCUAUCGCCCACCAGGUGCAAACCCUGCGACGCACGGCCACAGAUCUGUUGGUCGUGAUCCCCUUCGCCAUCAUCCUCAUCGCGCCCAUCACCCCGGUGGGCCACGUGGCAGUCUUUGGCUUCCUGCAGCGCUACUUCCCCGGUUUCUUCCCCUCCGCCUUCUCCUCGCGCCGGCAAGAGGUGAUGGUCCGUUAUGAGAACCUCAAGCUACAGAUGGCUACCGCCUCGGGAUCUGAGAAGGAGAAAGUCCAGGCCAUGGCUGCUGCAGCGGCCACUGAGACCUUCGAAGCCUCGGAAGAGGAUUCAGCAGGAGGAGGAGGCAUGGGGAUGCACGGGGGAGUGGGAGGAGUCGUCGAGAAUUUGGAGAGACGAGCGGGCGAAGCUGCUGCUGCUGCAGGAGAAGCUUCCGGGAAUCUCCCGCCUGGUGUCAAGCCUGAGGGAAGCGGAUGGGAGGAGAGAUGGGGAGGCGGGGGAGAAGCCGGAGGGAGGGCUGGCUUCGUCCCUGCAAGCCUUGGCCUCACCUCUUUUGUCAUCUUCUGCUGUUACAUCCUCCCCAUCCCCCUCGUCAUCCCUUUCCUCCCCCUCUUCCUCUGA